This is a messenger RNA of Zasmidium cellare ATCC 36951, 1791 nucleotides long. RefSeq lists its product as uncharacterized. Gene Ontology annotation, molecular function: transmembrane transporter activity. Gene Ontology annotation, biological process: transmembrane transport. The coding region runs from base 1 to 1791 and encodes 596 amino acids. The record is from RefSeq and is a predicted model, not a curated record. NCBI's taxonomy places the organism in Eukaryota, Fungi, Ascomycota, Dothideomycetes, Mycosphaerellales, Mycosphaerellaceae. The transcript has 8 exons.
AUGGACGUGAGGGACUUUGUACAGAGGCCUGAGGCUGCCCACAGAACGCCAGUGUCUUCGACUUCGCCUGCAAACAACAGCCAGGGCUCGCUGGCCACCACUACAGACGAGAAUGGUAGCAAUGAAGGGAGUUCACGAACCCACACCAACGACGAGAAGAAGGACCACUCAGCAUCGUUCCCGGCUGGCGACGAGAAGGCAUUGGAGCAUGUCGACACUCGCCUAACAACAUACGACCAAGCCAACGAUGGACGUCUCUACCACGAUGGAGUGCUUGUUCGCCAGCCAGCACCGUCGAUGGACCCUCGAGAUCCACUGAACCUCCCUUUGACGAGGAAGUUGAUCGCGGCUUUCUUCUUGUGCUUCUUCGGCGCCCUGGCAGCUUCUGCUGAGUUGAUCCUUGGCGCCAUGUUGCCCGUAUUUGCGCUUCAAUAUGCCAACAUCAAUCCCAAGUAUCUCCUCGAGUGGACGACUUCGUUGCAUGGUCUUCCUGCGGGCAGUGAUCCAUUGAAGACUCUGGAGGAGCUGCCAAACGCACCUCCGAUCUGGCAUGUGUAUCUUCUGGCAUCUCUUCCAGUCUUGAUGAUGGGCGUUGCCAAUCUGAUCCUGAUCCCAUUGGCUAUCUCAAUUGGACGAAGACCUGUUGUGAUUCUGUCCGGUCUCAUUGCCAUCGGUGGAGCGUUGUGGGCAGGCCACAGCGGUUCGCUAGGAUCCCACAUUGGUGCGAGGGCUGUUCAGGCUAUCGGCGCCGGCACAGUUGAGUCCCUAAUUCCGUUCAUCAUCCAGGACAUGGUCUUCGUCCACCAGCGAAACACUUGGAUCUCUGGCAUCUUCGCCGCCCAAGGUAUCAUCAUCAUCGCGCUGGGUAUCUCGGCGCCAUACAUCAUCAUCUAUCUCAACUGGCGAUGGGUCUAUUACAUGACUGCCGCUGCGGCCGGAUUCUUCCUCCUCGGCGUCAUUGCAUUCAUGCCAGAGACCAGAUGGCACCGUACUCGUGCUGAGAUGAACGGCGUUCCAGUCAUCAACCCAGCAGCAUCGCAAGAAAAGCGUAGCUUCAAGUACGACAUCGCUCUGACCCAUGGCAAGACGGAGUGGCGAAAGGGCUGGAAUGCCUUCAUCGACACCUUGAGGACUUUCUUCUACCCUCAAAUAUUCUUCAUCACCAUGUUGAACAGUGCCAUGAUUGCCUGUGCGUUUGCUGCUGGAUACACAGUGGCGCCGGCCUUGUUGACCCAGCCGUGGUCGUGGCCAUUCCUCCACGUCGGCCUCUGCCUGAUCCCACUACUCAUAGCUGCUGUCGCUACCGGAAUCGUUACUGGCUACUUCGCCGACUGGACAGCCAACCUUGUCGCCAAGAAGAGAGGCAAGCGAGUUCCAGAGAACCAACUGCUUAACCUUGCCCUCCCAACCGUCUGUGCGUUAGUCGGCUCCGUUAUAUUCGGCAUCGCAGGAGAGCAUCCAGCAGACUACAGCGCAUAUCUGUUCUUGUUCGCACUGGGUCUCAUGGCCUUCGGCUUCCUCGGAGCCAACACCAUCGGAGCUGUAUACGUCCUAGAGUGCUACCCGCACCUUGCCGGCCCGGCUUUGGUCAACAUCGCCAGCUUCAGGUGUUUGAUUGCUUUCGUGUUGAGCUUCAAGGUAUCGGAGUGGGUCGCCAACUUGGGUUAUGAAACCAGUAUGUUGAUUUAUACGGGCAUCAUCGCCGGCUUUGCGCUGUUCACCCCCGUAGUGUGGUUUUACGGAGAGUCUUGGAGGAAGAGGUGGCCGGCUGAGAGGCUUGGUGACCAUUGA